AUGACAGUUGAAGAGGUAGGAGAUGAUUAUACAAAAGAUGGAACCGUUGAUCUUAAAGGCAAUCCGGUUCGAAGAUCCAUUAGAGGUCGUUGGAAAGCUUGUUCCUUCGUAGUUGUGUACGAGGUGUUUGAACGGAUGGCUUAUUAUGGAAUAUCGAGCAAUCUAGUCAUUUACAUGACUACUAAAUUGCACCAAGGCACGGUCAAGUCGUCUAACAAUGUGACCAAUUGGGUUGGGACUAGUUGGCUCACUCCAAUCUUGGGUGCUUAUGUUGCCGAUGCUCAUCUUGGUCGCUAUAUUACUUUCGUCAUCUCUUGCGCUAUUUAUUUUUCGGGUAUGGGACUGUUGACAUUAUCAGUAUCCCUACCGGCACUUAGACCACCUAAAUGUACGAUGGCUAAUGUUGAAGACUGCAAAAAGGCUUCGGUUUUACAAUUAGCGGUUUUCUUUGGAGCUUUAUACACAUUAGCGAUUGGAACAGGCGGUACAAAACCGAACAUUUCUACAAUUGGAGCCGAUCAGUUCGAUGAAUUCGACCCAAAGGAGAAGUAUCAUAAACAUUCAUUCUUCAAUUGGUGGAUGUUUAGUAUCUUCUUUGGUGCUCUCUUUGCCUCAACUGUUCUGGUCUAUGUUCAAGAUAAUGUAGGAUGGACCUUAGGCUAUGGGCUUCCAACAAUAGGCCUUGCUAUUUCCAUUGUCAUAUUCUUGGUAGGCACUCCGUUUUAUCGACAUAAACUCCCAACGGGAAGCCCAUUUACCAAAAUGACUCGAGUCAUUGUGGCUUCAUUUCGCAAAGCUCAUGCAGAUAUGUCGCGUGAUCCCACCCGUUUCCAUGAGCUCUCUUCAUUGGAAUAUGAGAGCAAAUGUGCAUUCCCAAUCCGUCCUACUCAAAGUCUAAGAUUCUUAGACAGAGCUUCACUCAAAACUGGACCAACCAAUAAAUGGAGUCUCUGCACUAUCACAGAAGUCGAAGAAACAAAACAGAUGCUAAGAAUGUUACCUGUCCUCUUCGUAACAUUCGUCCCUGCCAUUAUGUUUGCUCAAGUCAACACUCUAUUCAUCAAACAAGGAACCACUCUCAACCGUCAUCUCACCUACAAUUUCAGCAUCCCGCCCGCAAGUCUCACAGGCUUCACAACCUUCUCAAUGAUCGUAUCAAUAGUGAUAUAUGAUCGUAUCUUCGUUAACCUCUCAAGAAAACUAACCAGAAAUCCAAGAGGCAUCACAAUGCUUCAAAGAAUGGGAAUCGGUUUGAUCCUUCACAUCCUAGUCAUGAUCAGUGCAUCAAUAACCGAACGGUUUAGGCUUAAUUUGGCUACUAAACACGGGCUAAUCCACCAGACCGAUGUACCGCUUCCCUUGACUAUUUUCGUGUUGCUUCCGCAGUUUGUGCUAAUGGGUUUGGCUGAUACGUUUUUAGAAGUAGGAAAGCUUGAGUUUUUCUACGAUCAAGCACCCGAGAGUAUGAAAAGCCUCGGAACAUCGUAUUUUAGCACGAGUUUAGCGGUCGGGAAUUUCAUGAGCAGUUUCUUGCUUUCGACAGUGUCUGGAAUAACGAAGAAACGAGGAAGAGGAUGGAUUUUAAACAACUUGAAUGAGUCGCGGUUGGAUUACUAUUACAUGUUCUUCGCGGGUCUUAAUUUGAUCAACUUCGUCUUUUUCUUGGUCGUGGUUAAGUUUUAUGUGUACAGAGCCGUGGUUACUGAUUCAACAAAUGAUGUAAAACAGGAAGAACCAAAGGUGAUAGAUAACAACAAUGAGUAA
Molecule: messenger RNA, 1764 nt
Organism: Arabis nemorensis
Lineage: Eukaryota; Viridiplantae; Streptophyta; Magnoliopsida; Brassicales; Brassicaceae
Source: the annotation of a GenBank genome assembly